AUGGACUCCAAGCCUACCAUUGUUUUUAUUCCAGGGGCAUGGCACUCGCCUGACUCCUUCCAAUUGGCUCGCGAUGCUUUGCAGGCCCGGGGCUGGGAGACGGAGGCUGUUGCGUUCCCAACUGUCGGAGCCGAGCCGCCUACCAAGGGAGUUCCAGAUGACGCUGCAGAGGUCCGCAAAGUUCUCGAAGCUCUAGCUGAGCAGGGCAAGCAGAUCGUUCUCGUCGUCCACUCAUAUGGAGGUGUGGUCGGAGCACAGGCCGUCCGAGGUUUGGGCUACAAGCAGCGACAGAAGGAGGGCAAAGCGGGAGGCAUCAUUACCUUCCUUUACCUCUCCGCGUUUGUAGUUCCCACAGGUCAAAGUCUUCUGAAAAUGCUUGGAGGAAACUGGCUACCCUGGAUGCGUGUGGAGGGCGAGCGAGUGUUUGCAGACACCCCGGAAGAAGUUUUCUACCACGAUAUGUCUGCCGAUGCGCAGAAAAAGGCAGUUGACGCACUGACACAUGAGUGCAUCCGUGCGUUUACGGAUGAGACUGAUUACGAGCCUUGGCAGGAUAUGCACUGCCUGUACUUUAUCUGCGAGGAAGACAAGGCGAUCCCUGCAGCUGUACAAGAACAGAUGGCCGGCAUUCUGGGGCCGAACUCAAUUGUCUUCAGGAGCAAAGCUUCGCACUCGCCAUUCCUUUCCGCUGUUCAAGAUGUAGUGGAUGGUGUUGAGAAGGCUGCUGCAUCGGGUCAGAAGGAUGUCUCCGCCUAG
Messenger RNA from Fusarium coffeatum, 756 nucleotides. RefSeq lists its product as uncharacterized. The record is from RefSeq and is a predicted model, not a curated record. The transcript is spliced from 2 exons. NCBI's taxonomy places the organism in Eukaryota, Fungi, Ascomycota, Sordariomycetes, Hypocreales, Nectriaceae. Bases 1 to 756 code for a protein of 251 amino acids.